This is a messenger RNA of Musa acuminata AAA Group (dessert banana), 667 nucleotides long. Its product is annotated as triosephosphate isomerase, cytosolic-like. Gene Ontology annotation, biological process: glyceraldehyde-3-phosphate biosynthetic process; glycolytic process; glycerol catabolic process. The record is from RefSeq and is a predicted model, not a curated record. The transcript has 5 exons. Gene Ontology annotation, molecular function: triose-phosphate isomerase activity. Gene Ontology annotation, cellular component: cytosol. Lineage: Eukaryota; Viridiplantae; Streptophyta; Magnoliopsida; Zingiberales; Musaceae. Bases 1 to 468 code for a protein of 155 amino acids.
AUGGAUGUCAUUGCUGUACAAACAAAAACUAUUGCAGUUACUCUUCAUGAUUUAUCAUUUAGUCUUGUGGAGUGCAUUUCAGACUGGACCAAUGUAGUUCUGGCUCAUGAGCCGGUUUGGGCAAUUGGAACUGGGAAGGUUGCUACUCCUGCUGGGAGUGUUACUUUCCAAAAUUUAUUUUUCUUUGUAUCUCCUUUGUGUAUUUGCUCCAUCGUUUCUCAGGUUGACUCUGAAUUAUGCAAGUGGCUUCAGAUAAAUGUGAGUGUUGAAGUUGCAGAAUCAACUAGGAUCAUUUAUGGAGGUUCUGUAAAUGGAGCUAACUGCAAAGAGCUUGCAGCACAGCCUGAUGUUGACGGAUUUCUCGCUGGAGGUGCUUCUUUGAAGCCAGAAUUUGUGGACAUCAUCAAUUCUGCUACUGUUAAGUCAUCUGCUCGAGGACUUCUGCCUCGCUCGAUCGAAGAUCCAUGAAUUGACCUGUGAAUCCGUGAUGAAAACUUGUGGUUUCUUGCUUACAACUGGAGCUAAGCAAGCACUACGAAUAUGAAAUAGUCAUAAUUCGGAUUCUGCCACGUUCUUGUCGGCGUAGAUGAUAUUUAUUUGCAACUAAUUAGAUAUUUAGCUUCCUUGGAUGGCAGACUAUUAAAGACUUCAUCUUAAAUUGGCAUUA